Molecule: messenger RNA, 2117 nt
Organism: Zingiber officinale
Lineage: Eukaryota; Viridiplantae; Streptophyta; Magnoliopsida; Zingiberales; Zingiberaceae
Product: auxin transporter-like protein 2
Exons: 8
Coding region: 462-1940 (492 amino acids)
Cellular component (GO): plasma membrane
Source: RefSeq, a predicted model, not a curated record
CUCACAUAAUAAUAAUAAUAAUAAUAAUAAUAUUAUUAUUAUUAUUAUUAUUAUUAUUAUAAAUAUAUAUAUAUAUAUAAUUUAUUGAGAAACGCAUUGGCCCACGAGCUCACCAUUUCGGCAGCAGCUGGUUGCAGUUCCAUCAAAUACCACAUUCCCUCCGGUUAUCUGAUACCCCUGUUCUUGAUCAUUCUUCAAUCUCUCCUCCAUUAAAUCCACCACGAUAACACCCUGCGGUUUCUAGGUACAUUUCGGCCAAAAGCCUGCCACCACCACUCGAUUCCUCCCCUAUGCUCGAGCUCCGAGCGCCUCCAUUUACUACGGGCCGCCUUCCUCGGAAUUAAUUAAAGGCUGGCCGGCGAACGCGUCAGUGCUCCAGCGACAAGAGCAAAACUGAGUUAUCAGGGAAAGAUCUUAAACUAACUGUUUGGAGGCGGUGAGGCUUGGAGGCUGAGGAGAAGAUGCAGGCGGAGAAGCAAGCGGAGGAGGCGGCCAUCGUUGCGGCUGGUGGCAUUACUAGCUCCAACAAUGAGACAGAGCGAGAAGGGGACGGCGGCGAUGGCAAGGAGGAAGACGGACACGGACUCAGCAUGAAGGGCCUGCUAUGGCACGGUGGCUCUGCCUGGGACGCCUGGUUCAGCUGCGCCUCUAAUCAAGUGGCGCAGGUGCUGCUGACGCUGCCGUACUCAUUCUCGCAGCUAGGAAUGCUGUCGGGGGUGAUCUUGCAGCUGUUCUACGGGAUCCUCGGAAGCUGGACGGCGUACCUCAUCAGCGUCCUCUACAUCGAGUACCGCACCCGCAAGGAAAAGGAAAACGUCAGAUUCAAGAAUCACGUUAUCCAGUGGUUCGAAGUGUUGGAUGGGUUGCUGGGGCCGUAUUGGAAGGUCGUCGGACUCGCCUUCAACUGCACCUUCCUCCUGUUUGGCUCCGUCAUUCAACUCAUUGCUUGUGCCAGUAACAUUUACUACAUCAAUGAUCGGCUAGACAAGAGGACGUGGACCUAUAUAUUUGGAGCCUGCUGCGCCACCACGGUGUUCAUCCCUUCCUUCCACAACUACAGGAUUUGGUCCUUCCUCGGCCUUGGCAUGACCAGCUACACCGCCUGGUACCUCGCCAUCGCCGCCGUCGUCCACGGCCAGCGGGACGGCGUGGCGCACUCCGGUCCAACCAAGCUGGUGCUCUACUUCACCGGCGCCACCAACAUCCUCUACACCUUCGGCGGCCACGCCGUCACCGUUGAGAUCAUGCACGCGAUGUGGAAGCCGCAAAAGUUCAAAUAUAUCUACCUGAUGGCCACGCUGUACGUGUUCACGCUAACGCUGCCGUCGGCGGCGGCCGUCUACUGGGCGUUCGGCGACGAGCUGCUGACGCACUCCAACGCGUUCUCGCUGCUGCCCAAGUCGGGGUGGCGCGAUGCGGCGGUGAUCCUGAUGCUGAUCCACCAGUUCAUCACCUUCGGCUUCGCGUGCACGCCGCUGUACUUCGUGUGGGAGAAGGUGAUCGGCAUGCACGACACCAAGAGCUUCUGCGUCCGCGCCGUCGCCCGCCUCCCCGUCGUCGUCCCCAUCUGGUUCCUCGCCAUCAUCUUCCCCUUCUUUGGCCCCAUCAACUCCGCCGUCGGUGCUUUCCUUGUCAGCUUCACCGUCUACGUCAUCCCCGCCAUGGCUCAUAUCCUCACCUACCGCACCCCCGCCGCGCGCCAGAAUGCGGCGGAGAAGCCGCCCUUCUUCCUCCCUAACUGGACGGCGAUGUUCGUCGUAAACGCCUUCAUUGUGGGGUGGGUUUUGGUGGUCGGAUUCGGGCUCGGCGGUUGGGCGAGCACGACCAACUUCGUGAGGCAAGUGAACACCUUCGGGCUCUUCGCCAAGUGCUACCAGUGCCCCAAGCCACCUCCCCCGCCGCUGGCAGCCGGCCCCAUGCCGCAGCAGACUCACCGCUAAACCAGCUGCCGCGCGCCGGCGAUAUCUCCAAGUAGCGUUGUUUUUUGUCAGUGUGAUGUAAUAUACCGUUAUGCUUGAAUCCUGUCGCUUUUAGAUUUUAUGUUGACGUGGUGGCGAAUUAUCUCUAAUGUGACCAAUUUAACUAGAAAAUAUUGCCGUUUAAUGGUGUUAAUUUUU